UCUUAUUUUCGCAACCUCAGGCCCUCAAACAACAUGCCGGCCACUGCCGGGCCUUAAACCCCACCAGUUACCUGUGAGAAACAAGGAGAAAGUAGAGGAAAAACGCAGAAACAGCAGCAAAUUGAAGAAGCUAUUGAAAGGUGAAUAUUUGUUGUCAAGAGAUAAUUUUGCAGUGACGAUGGUUGAAACAUUUUUUGAUGAUAUUUUUGUGGUUGACGGACAAGAUCCAGGUGGUAAAAAAUUUGAUAAAGUUUCUCGUAUUGAAGCAUCGAGUGAGCAGUAUGACAUGUUCAUGCAACUAGAUGUGAACAUAGAGGCAUAUCCUAUUCAGGCUGGGGAGAAAUUCAGAAUGGUGUUAGCUCCCACUCUGCAUUUGGAUGGAGCAGAUGUCACUGACUAUUUUACUCAGGGUGAGCGGAAGUCACUUGCAGACAAAUUUGAUUAUGUCAUGUAUGGGAUAAUAUAUAAAGUCUCAAAUGAAGGUUCAGGACCUGAUGUUAAAGGGGUGAUAUAUGCCUCAUUUGGUGGCCUUCUGAUGAUUCUCAAAGGUGACCCCUCCAAUUUGAAUAAAUUAGAAGUCAAUAAAAGGUUAUUUCUUCUCAUGAAGAAGGUAUGAAUCCUAGUAAAUGUCUCAUGAAACUUAGGUUGCUCCUUGCUGUAUUUACAUGUUUCAGCAUGGAAAAUGUUUGCCAUUGAACUUUUGGGUUGAUCUUCAGACUUAUACAGGGUUGAUCUUCUUACCUAUAUAUGGAAUAAUAGGGUUUAUUAUCAGCAAUAUUUUUACUCAUUUUUUUUC
Messenger RNA from Vitis riparia (riverbank grape), 796 nucleotides. Its product is annotated as DNA-directed RNA polymerases II and V subunit 8A-like. Gene Ontology annotation, biological process: DNA-templated transcription. The record is from RefSeq and is a predicted model, not a curated record. Bases 179 to 616 code for a protein of 145 amino acids. Gene Ontology annotation, molecular function: DNA-directed RNA polymerase activity. Gene Ontology annotation, cellular component: RNA polymerase II, core complex; RNA polymerase I complex; RNA polymerase III complex. The transcript is spliced from 5 exons. Lineage: Eukaryota; Viridiplantae; Streptophyta; Magnoliopsida; Vitales; Vitaceae.